This is a messenger RNA of Nematocida minor, 833 nucleotides long. RefSeq lists its product as uncharacterized. NCBI's taxonomy places the organism in Eukaryota, Fungi, Microsporidia. The annotation marks the transcript as partial. The transcript has a single exon. The record is from RefSeq and is a predicted model, not a curated record.
GAUAGAGUUUGAAAAGAGAAGGCCUGACGUGUACAACUUCGAUAAGGAAAAGUACAAGGACAGCGAGUUCUCAGAUGUGCACAGGUACUACAGCAACCUGUACAUACUGAAAGACGAGGGAAAGAGGACAAGCAUCAGCUGCUACGUCAUGAACUGCCAGGCUGACAGACAGGAAAACGGGAAGAUCAAGGCCACGUGGUCUGCGAGAGUGCUCGAGAGUGUAGACGAGUACACGCACACCAUGCUCGACGAAAAGCUCAAAAAAAAUGCAAAAAAACUCAGUAGUUUUGUUGAGGCACUGGAGUCAAGAGAGCACAACAAGGACAGCGAUCUGCAGUGUGCCUGGCUGAGUGAUGGCAAGUCAAAAAAGAGCAGCACAGAACAGCAGACAAGUGGAAUACACAUAUGGCUGCCAAACAAAGCAUGCAGUGAUAUUCUGGAUAUAAAGCCUGUGAAGUAUAUUGCAGGUGAGAUCAGUAGGCUGGAAAAUGAAAUGAAAGAUUUAGAAAGUGAUAUAAAAGGCCGAGAAAACAAAAGCAGUUCUAAGGCUGCAGAGAAAGCAAAGAGUGGAGAGAAUGCAGAGGGCGAAGAUGGCAAGGUGGAUGAGAAUGGAAGUGAAGAGGCAAAGAAAAUGAAAACAACAAUGAACUCACUAAAAUGCGCAAAAACACACAGAAAAACAAGGCUGCAGACUCUGUACGAAAAUCUCUUCAUAAAAAGGUCUGAAAGGCCAGACGAGCACACAGCCCUUGUGGUCUACCGCAACGUGAACGAGAGCAAGUCGAACAUGGGAGCGAACAACGAGAUUCUUGACGUCUUGAUCACGUGCUACA